Strongyloides ratti is the source of this 870-nucleotide messenger RNA. RefSeq lists its product as hypothetical. The record is from RefSeq and is a predicted model, not a curated record. Bases 1 to 870 code for a protein of 289 amino acids. The transcript has 2 exons. Lineage: Eukaryota; Metazoa; Nematoda; Chromadorea; Rhabditida; Strongyloididae.
AUGAAUUAUGAAUAUCUACCGAAACCAAAAGCAAUAAAAAUAAAAAUUACUAGUUCUUAUAAUAAAAAUUUACUAAAAAAGUCUGUUAUUUUUUCAUGUUCAUGUGAAAAUAAAACUAUAAAACUUUGGGAAGAUUGUAAUAUUCAAGAAAAUAAUAAAGUUGAGUUUCCAAAAAUAAAACGAUAUCUUAGAGAAGUGGAUCUUACAAAUAUUGAAGAAGUUAACAUAUACUCAAUUGGUGAUGGAACAUCUUUUGAUAUUCUUAAUUGUUAUUUUAAAAACAAUACAACAAUAAAUUCAUUAGAGAUUUCCUCUCAUGAAUGCUCAUCAUUUUCAAGUUUCUCAAAUUUUAUUCAAAAAAUAAGAUUUAUUAAUACUUUAUCAUUUUCAAAAUUGUGUUUUUUAAAUCAGCCAAUUCCUUCAGAUUAUAUUUUACCAGUAAUCAAGAAAAUAAAAAAAUUAAAUAUUAUAGAAUGUAAAUGUACAAAUUUUGUUAAUUCAAAAAUGAUACAAAAUUUAUUCCUUCAAAAUGAAGAUCUUAAAGAAUUGUCUAUAUUUUCAAAAUGUAAUAACUUUAAAAAUGAAUUAAUUAAAGAAAUGAAAAAUAGGGAAAAUGUUUGUAAUGGUGAUAAGGAUAAACAUAACGAAUAUGUUCUAAUUUUAUCACAGACUAGUGAUUUCGAUUUUGAGAAAGAAUUUUCACAGUACUUCUCUGUUGACGUAUAUGAAAAUUACCAUUUAUCUAGUUCAUUUAAUGAUAUUAUUUGUGCUGCAAAAUUUUGUGAUGAAUGUAACUCACAUUCAACAAUUACUUUAUCAUACUCGAAAUCCUCAAUUUUGCCUAAUUGUUUUGUUGAUACUUUAUGUUGA